Drosophila subobscura is the source of this 508-nucleotide messenger RNA. RefSeq lists its product as uncharacterized. Lineage: Eukaryota; Metazoa; Arthropoda; Insecta; Diptera; Drosophilidae. The transcript has a single exon. The record is from RefSeq and is a predicted model, not a curated record. Bases 180 to 464 code for a protein of 94 amino acids.
CACAGAGGCAGGCGAAAAAUGCGAGGAAAACAAAACGACAAGGCGCAACGCAAAGAACUCGCGAAAAUGCGAAAAUAAGUCGAAAGACGAAGAAGUAAAAUUAAAUUCGCGAAAACUACGAACAAAACUACAAGUACAAGUGAGAGUAAUCAGAGUGCAGAAAGUUAACGCAUAAGAAAAUGGUGCUGCUGCUGGUACACCUGCGGCGACUCAUCCUUUUGCUGACCGUGGUCCAUCUGUGCGGUACGGUGUUCCGGCGCCUCGUCACUGAACGACACCACGCAUACGUCCUGCAGCCCUAUGGCUUCCAGGGAGUGGGACGCCUGCGGAGUGGCGGCUGGUUCAAGGAGCCGCUACACGUUCAGUGGUGGGCCUACAUCUACACCUGCUACGGCUACUGUGUGCUGGUCAACUACGUCAGCAUGCGCCGGCUGACCAACUUGAUUGAGUUCUUUUUGAACUGAGACUGUUCUGCAAUCAAAUGUUAUGUGGGUAGGCCCAGGACCAA